GUCUGUUAGCCUAAUCGAUAACAUAAAACGUCUAUUUACUAAUUUCUAAACAGACAGUGCUGUAUUGUACCCUUUGUGUGUUACUGGUCACACAGUGGACAUUGUUUUGCCAUUUCCCAUCUAGACCCUUUUAUAUAAUAUACAAACCACCUAAAUGAUGUCCCUGUAUGUACCAAGUUACUACUCUAGGCAGUGGGAGCAUUACGUUUUGGGCCCGUUAUUAAAAAUGCAAUAUUUAGAGCACUGAAAAGUUUAAAAGUCAUUGCAAAAAACGCAAGAUUCCACGAUCAUUUGUGUAUUAUGUGAUCUGAAUCAGUUCAGCAGUGUUUUUGGCUAACGCAAUAUGGAAAGCUAAAUUGUCUUCUAAUAGUAUAAGGCUUAGUUGUCAUAACUUGAUUUUAACUAGAGUGACUAAAGUAAUAUUCUAACUAGUGUUGUUUUCGUCAACGAAAUUUUUGACGAAAUAUCUUCGUCAACGAACCUUUUUGACGUGAUGGAGACGAGACGAGACGCAACGGAAAUGCUGGUCAUGCGACGAUAACUAUAACGAAAUAUAUCAUGUAAUAUUGUUGACGAAUAAAAACGAGACUAAAUUUGGCUUACAAAAUAAAAACUAUACUAAAAUGUCUCUUCAUUUUCGUUGACGAGAGCGAGACGAGACGUUAUUUCCUCUCGUUUAAUCGCGUUAUUAUUAUUAUGCAAAAUUUCUGUUUCCUGUGUCUCCCAUUUGGGCGCACAGAUGGCGUCACUUCCUCAAUACGUAUUCGCGGCAUUUUUUAGUUUUCAGUGGUGCGUUAGCAGAUGGCUGGGAGGAAAAGACGAAGCGACCUUUGGACGCACUUUCUAUACAUCGAAGUCGAAAAAAAAACAGAAUGUCUGGUAGAAAAAAAUGGGAAGAAAUGCGGCCACAGAAUGUCUGGAAAAAACACUACAAAUCUCAAACGACAUCUUAAGGCAUUCCACAAUGACAUUCAGUUUCCAGAAACAGCUUCAGUAAAGAAGGUCCUAUGCAAGAAGAUGGACAAGCCAACUAUUGCUCAGGAUUUCUUUGCCACAAGGAGGUACAACGACAAUUCUUCAGAGCAACGAACCAAAGAGGAGGGGAUAGCGCAGUGGAUAGGCCGCACAGGACUCCCAGCACACAUGGUCGAAGAUGAGGAGUUCAUCGCCAUGAUGGCAAAAAUGGACAAAAAGUUUAAAGUGCCAAAAAGACGUAAAGUUUUAAACUUGAUUGAAAAAAUGUACAAUGAAGAGAAAGAAAAGAUCAAACAAAACCUGGCCACAGCACGCAGAAUAACUACAGGGUUGGAUAUUUGGACUAAAAAGGGGCUUACAGCUUCCUUCCUGGCAGUCAGUGCCUGUUACUUCAACCCUGAGAAGAACAAGCCUGAACACAAACUCCUGAACUUGAAGGAGAUGGUUCACCCUCACACCGCAGAGUCGAUUAGUACACUUGUGGAGGAGUCAAUGCAAGAAUGGGGGAUCCCCAGAGAGAAGGUCCUUACAACGAUUACUGACAAUGGCAGCAAUAUGGUGGCUUCAUUCCACACACAUGCAGAAGUUGCCACAACUUCUGAAGAGGAAUCAGAGAUGGAGGAACAAGACAAUGGCAAUGAUGAUGAUGACGAGCAUCAGGAAGGGGAGGGUGACAGGUAUGACUAUGGAGCCAUAGAGAGGACCCCAUGUGUGGUUCACACAGUACAGCUUGUAGUGAACAUGGUCCAGAAGGAACCCUCAAUCCGAAGGCUGUUGGACAAAGUGAGGCACUUGGUGAACAAGUUUAGGAAGUCAUCUGUCGCCACAGAGCAGCUAUUGCAGAAGUGUGCUCUGGUUCUAGUAAAAGACUGUCCCACCAGGUGGUCAAGUCUCUUUGCUAUGAUUUCGCGCUGUCUUGAAGUCAAGGAGCACCUCACAGCUGUGGUUGAGUACAUGGGCUGGGACAACCUGCAGCCCAGUGAAUGGCAGAAGAUCGGGAUGCUGAGAGAGCUGCUUCUGCCAUUUGCGGAGCACACUAAGUCACUUGAAAGUGACACUCAAUCACUUUCCCUUGUUGUGCCAGCACUCCUUGAUCUAAAAAACCACCUAUCAGAGUUCUCUCUUGCACAUGGGAGAAUCUACAAAGAUGCUGCUGCUCUGGCUCAGAAGAUGCUUUCCAGCAUGGAUAGGCGCUUUAGUGUGUUUCUUGACACAACAGCUGACAACUUUUCACCACUUCCUGCAGCAGCAUGCUUUGUGGACCCUUGUGUAGCUGAAACCCUUCUGGAAAAUGAUGACAAUGAAGUACAGAAUGUUGUCAGAAAGGCAGAGGACUACAUUGCUCAUCUUGUGCCACGAAGAGUUCACGUACGAGAAGAGCAUUUUACAGAUGAUGAGCAAGUCGCAAAUGAGGGUACAGAGGAGCCAGAGUCAACCCCUGCAAAACGGUGUAGAUUUAAGUUCUUCAGUUCCAAUCGUCCAUCGAGGCCCAAGGCAGCCAAGACAAUAAACAUUAGGCAGGAGAUUUUAAAGUAUAAAGAGGGACUGUCUGCUACUAGUGCUGAGGUUGAAGAAUCUGGCAUUGAAUAUUGGUUAAGUCAAUGUUGUUCCACUGUGUUUCCAACACUGAAACCUCUAGCUUUGGACCUCCUGGCCAUGCCAGCCUCUCAGGCAUUUACAGAAAGGGUCUUUAGUGUAACUGGUUACCUCUCUUGUGGCCGCAGGAACAGGGCUAGAACCAUUUUGGAAAGAAGCGCUUUCCUCAAAGUAAACAAGCCUAAGUAGUAGUUAAUGACUAGCCUGAACAGACAUGCAAGAAGCAUGCAUGUACUUUACUGUAUACGCACACUGAGGGUGAAGACUUUAUGGCAAUAGACAUACACAUUUUCAUUUUAUUUGCACUUUUUAGUGAUGCGAUUAUUUUGUUUAUUUUAUUUAAAUUUGUGUGUGCUAGGUCGAACAUGUUUGGUUGGCAAAAUAAAUGUUAUAAAUUCAAAUCA
Molecule: messenger RNA, 2975 nt
Organism: Paramormyrops kingsleyae
Lineage: Eukaryota; Metazoa; Chordata; Actinopteri; Osteoglossiformes; Mormyridae
Product: E3 SUMO-protein ligase ZBED1-like
Source: RefSeq, a predicted model, not a curated record